UUAAGGACCCUUUUGGACUGUUGCUUUUUUUCUGUAGGGGAUCGAUUUCUAACGCCCUUCUCACAUCGAACUAUUGGAUCUUUUGUAAUUCCAAUUCCCACCUAAAAUAGCACUAUAUUCAGACACCUGACAAUAUAGUAGCCAUCUCAUUUCGCGAGACCUCAAUUAGGAUCACAAAGUCCUUUCCAAAGAAUUUAAGUCAUAGGUGAAAUCUAAGUCAUAGGCCCUCCACCUUGUUUACCCUCUUGAGAUGGAGCAUCGAAUGGAAGUGUCCAGCGAGGCAACCCUCCAAUAGGCUAAUUUCUGGAAUACCAAGUGUGGCCAGUUCUCGCCUCCUCGGGAAACUCACCUUCUUAAGGGUAUAUAAAUUGUUUGGAGUUAGAUAGGCGCAGUAAAUUGUUCCAAUGAUCGUCCAUUCUUCCCAACCAUUUAAGGCACGCAGAACCGUUGUAAUAAUAAAGAGGACUGUCGUUACUUUAUAUUUAAUUUGACAUUUGUAACAAUAUUUUGACAAUAUAGGAAAUAUUAAAACUCUAUAAAAUUUUAUAUUAUGUGAUACAAUUCCUAUAUUCUGAAAGGUAUCGGUACUAAAUCGGUAUUCGGUAGUUUUAAUAAUAACUCUUUAACAAUUUUAUAUCUAAUUAACAUAGUUUUAGAGUGUUAUCAUGCCUGAAUGGUUUUUUUCAUUUUAUUUUAUUUGUAUAGGUUUCGAUUUAUACAAAUUUGAAAUAUUAAAGAUUUCUUAUUCUUAUAAAGACUGUCGCAACGCUGUCACUGUACCAUACAUAAAUGUAUGCAAAAAAAAAAAUCAUGAAAAUGAAUUAUAAAUGCAUGAUGAUGUUUUUCGUUUGGGUGAUGUUAUUCAGCAAUGCAUUAGGCACAAAUCAAGUUGAUAUCAAUGAUGUUUUAGAAGGUGAAAAUAUUAAACUUAUAUGCGAAUUUGGUAUAGGAUUUCAAAAUGAAAAAUUAAAUAUAAUUUGGGAAUAUCCUAAUAUGAAAUUUAAUAAUAAUAAUUUAAGAAUAAAUUAUACAACAGAAUUUAUUAAUGUUAAUAUUGUGUCAACUGUAGUAUUAUCGAAUGCACAACAAAUAAAUCAUGAGGGAAGCUUUAUAUGUAAAUUAUAUUUGGAAGAAUCAUUUAUAACAGAAAAAUAUUUUAAUAUUAAAUUUAUGAAAACUAAAGAUGGUACUAUAGAAAAAACACUUGAUAUAACAAUUAUUAUACUUAUUGUAGUAUUUAGCAUAAUAUUAUUUAGUAUUAUAAUAAAUUUUAUAUUAUGGGGACUACAUAUAAUAUGGUAUGGCAAGGAAAAGAAUAAUUCAAAUGAAAAUGAAAAUGAAAAUGUUUAACAAGGAACUUCAACACAUAAUUGAAUCAGAAACAAAACACAAUAUGAAAUAUUACAAAAUUCUACUUAAAUAUUGAAUUAAGCUUAUUAUAUAUACAUUAUAUAUAGAGUUAUAUAUAUAUAUUAUAUUGAGAUAACUCAUUUUUGUUAACAUAUUUCAGUUCGGUAAAUGAAUCAAUUGAAAUAUGAUUUCUAAAA
Molecule: messenger RNA, 1547 nt
Organism: Condylostylus longicornis
Lineage: Eukaryota; Metazoa; Arthropoda; Insecta; Diptera; Dolichopodidae
Exons: 3
Coding region: 790-1350 (186 amino acids)
Source: RefSeq, a predicted model, not a curated record